Triticum dicoccoides is the source of this 1197-nucleotide messenger RNA. Its product is annotated as dehydration-responsive element-binding protein 2E-like. Bases 1 to 948 code for a protein of 315 amino acids. Gene Ontology annotation, molecular function: DNA-binding transcription factor activity; transcription cis-regulatory region binding. NCBI's taxonomy places the organism in Eukaryota, Viridiplantae, Streptophyta, Magnoliopsida, Poales, Poaceae. Gene Ontology annotation, biological process: positive regulation of DNA-templated transcription; response to stress. The record is from RefSeq and is a predicted model, not a curated record. The transcript has a single exon. Gene Ontology annotation, cellular component: nucleus.
AUGGAGAGCUACGUGCGGAAGCGGUCGUGGAAGAAGGGGCCGACGCGGGGCAAGGGCGGGCCGCAGAACGCGGCGUGCGAGUACCGGGGCGUGCGCCAGCGGACGUGGGGCAAGUGGGUGGCGGAGAUCCGCGAGCCCAACAAGCGCGCGCGCAUCUGGCUCGGCUCCUUCGCCACCGCCGAGGAGGCCGCGCUCGCCUACGACGAGGCCGCGCGCAGGCUCUACGGGCCCGACGCAUUCCUCAACCUGCCGCACCUCCGCGCCGCCGCGGGCGCCACCGCGCAGCAGCGCAUGAUCAGGUGGCUCCCGGCCGCCGCGGCCGCGAACGGCGCCAGGGGCCCCGCCGCGGGCGCCGUGCCCGCCUACGGCCUCCUCAACCUCAACGCGCAGCACAACGUGCACGUCAUCCACCAGAGGCUGCAGGAGCUCAAGAGCUCCUCCUCGCCGGCCAAGCCGCAGCAGCACUCCAGGAGGACCCCUCCCCCGCCGCCGCCUCCUCCGGCCGCCUCGUCCCCUUCCUCCACGGUGACCACCGGCGCCAUGCCGCCCUCCGCGUCCUGCUUCCAGGCCCAGCUGGAGCACGCCAUGGCGAUGACCGCCGCGGCCGAGAGCGCGCCCCCCUGCGACGGCUUCGGGGCCGGCAGGCCCCAGCUCGACCUCAAGGAGUUCCUGCAGCAGAUCGGCGUGCUCGGGGAGGACGACGGCAGCGCGGCCGGCAAGCAUCAGGGCGUCGACGGGGACGACGGCGAGGUGGCAGACGCGUUCGGGUUCGGUGACGGCAACGGCAGUGGCAUCGGCGCGGAGUUCGACUGGGACGCGCUGGCGGCCGACAUGACCGAUAUCGCGGCGGGAGGCCACGGCGGCGGCGGGCUGGGCGUGAACGGAGCGUUCCACAUGGACGAUCUCGACCAGUUCGGCUCCGUGCCCAUCCCCGUAUGGGACAUCUGAUGUCAUAUUCUUAAGACUUCCGAUCUACAUGCAGUCUGAUCUGAUGAGAGGUUUAGCUUCCAAGUUCUUCAUGUAGUCUGGCAUGAAGUUUUAGAUCUGUUUCAUCUGAAGAAUCAUGUAAUAGCAUAAGCACAAUAAACUUGGCGCGCAUGAGCUAAUCCCACAACCAGGAAAAUGAGACCAAAAUACAUUGGACUUCUCAAAAGAACUUCCAGAUAGCAUCAACGCAAAUCUGGCUCAUGCUUUUCG